AUGAUGUUCCCAGUUAUUCAAUCACCAUGUGUCUUUGAGACUUUGCCAUCUCUCAACAUGUUUGGUUUCGAACAACCAGUAGUGGCUCCAGUUCCCAAGAGAAGAAGGGGUUUGGGGCGAAGUAGUGGUCAAUAUCUAAGAUAUAUGCCCUCCAGAGCUUCCGCUUCAUUGAGGUACACAGUCGAUGAAUCGCCAGAAGGUUACACUUUGUCGCUUUGGAAGGAAGUCCCUGAUGGGUUGGUUGCUGGCGCUGUUGAGAGCGAAGUCGUCAAACUCAAGGAAGAAUCCUACAGGCCAAACUACCAUUUGGUCCGUGACAUGUGGGGCAAUUCGUACUUCUUGGAAGAAGAAGCUGAUGAGGAGGAGCUUAUGCGCGAGGCUUUCUCCAGGUUAAACAUGAAGACCGUAAGCCGUAAGGUUGCAAGAUCGCUAUUCCAGGAAUACGAAAUUGAUUUGAACCACAGGGGCGACGAAUUGACCGUUACAAGCCAUAAGGAUGGAGUAAGCAAGGCUUUUGAAAUCGGUUGUCGGAUUGACGAUGUUAAAGUUGUAGGCUGCAAACUUAAUGAGACGCUGGAGUACGGUAUCUUGCAGAUUGCACUGGUGAAGAGCGACGAGUGCAGAGGUAAGACAGACAAUCUCGCUAGGUUAAUCCAAUGGUCGCAAUCCCAAUCUACUGGGAACUCUGAAGAAGAAGAAUCUCAGGAAAGCGAGAAAGCUCGCAGAGCUGCGGAGGCGGAAGCUCAGGAAGCUGCAGACAAGGCUAUAGAGGAAGCCGAUAUAAGGGCUAAAGUCGAAGCUCAAGUUGCAGCUAAACUGGAAGCAGAGAUAGAGGCUCGCAAAGCGGAAGAGCAAAGAAAGAAGGAAGAACAGCAGAGAAAUGAGGAAAAGGAGAGAAAGCAAAGAGAGGCAGAACUCAGAAGACGGAUUGCCGAGGAGGAGAGGGAAAAACGGGUUAAAGAAGAAGCAAGAAGAUUGAAGGAGCAGCAACUGAAAGAGAAGAAAGCAUUUCUAAUCGAGCAACAAAGAGCAAAGAGGCUAAGGUCCGAACAAGCAAAGACUGCUUCAUCUCCCAAAACGGUUACGAUCAACAUAAAUUUCGGUAACGAUGACAGCAAUGAACGCGAAGACACCAAAGAGCGAAGCGACAGCCUCAGGAGAUAUCAGUCACCAAUCCUCGAAGAUGUGGAUGACGCCGAAAUACAGCGAUUCAAUGAAUCUCUCAGUAGAUCACCUCAAGGCUCUCCUAUACUAGAGGAGAUAUAA
Messenger RNA from Torulaspora globosa, 1266 nucleotides. RefSeq names its product cell envelope integrity protein TolA. The transcript has a single exon. The record is from RefSeq and is a predicted model, not a curated record. The coding region runs from base 1 to 1266 and encodes 421 amino acids. NCBI's taxonomy places the organism in Eukaryota, Fungi, Ascomycota, Saccharomycetes, Saccharomycetales, Saccharomycetaceae.